Closterium sp. Naga37s-1 is the source of this 1029-nucleotide messenger RNA. Lineage: Eukaryota; Viridiplantae; Streptophyta; Zygnematophyceae; Desmidiales; Closteriaceae. The record is from the annotation of a GenBank genome assembly.
AUGCUGCUUGCCCCUGAGGGAGACCCGGAUGCACCAGACAUCCCGACUCCGCGUUCUUACGCUGAGGCGAUCGCGGGUCCCUACUCCUCUCAGUGGCAGACAGCCAUUGACGCAGAGAUGGCAUCCUGGAAGUCCACAGGCACUUACGUCGACGAGGUUCCCCCUCCUGGGGCGAACAUCGUCGAUGGCAUGUGGAUUUUCAGGGUGAAGUGGCCGCCAGGUUCUCCGCCUGUCUUCAAGGCUCGUUACGUUGCUCGAGGCUUCAGUCAGCGGGAGGGAGUCGACUUCUUCCAGACCUUCUCCCCUACCCCGAAGAUGACCACUCUUCGGGUGCUGCUGCACGUUGCCGCUCAGCGUGACUACGAGCUUCACUCUCUUGACUUCAGCACAGCCUUCUUACAGGGCAGCCUGCACGAGGAGAUCUGGCUGCGCCGCCCACCUGGCUUCACUGGGUCGUUCCCUCCUGGUACCCAGUGGAGCCUCCGGCGGCCAGUCUAUGGUCUCCGCCAGGCGCCGCGUGAGUGGCACGACACACUGAGAACGACACUUGCGGCUCUUGGGUUUGCUCCGUCGAAUACUGACCCGUCGCUGUUUCUGCGCACCGACACUUCGCUGCCGCCGUUCUACAUCCUCGUGUACGUCGACGACUUGGUCUUUGCCACUGCUGAUACUGAGGCUCUCGCAUUGGUGAAGUCGGAGCUGCAGAAGAGACACACGUGCAGAGACUUGGGUGAGCUGCGCAGCUACCUUGGCUUGCAGAUCACCCGGGACAGAGCACGCCGCACCAUCACACUGACUCAGUCACACAUGGUGCAGCAGGUCCUUCAGCGCUUCGGCUUCACCUGGUCCUCGACACAGGCCACUCCUCUGGCUACAGGUCACUCGAUCUCAGCUCCACCUUUGGACGAGUCCGUAGAGCCGAGUGGUCCUUACCCAGCGCUAGCGCCACAGGGUGAGGCUGAGGGGGUGGGGAUGGGUGCAGUGCGGUAUGUGAGUGCAAUUUCUCGUGGGGGACUGAGGCUCUAUUAA